Colletotrichum orchidophilum is the source of this 198-nucleotide messenger RNA. RefSeq lists its product as uncharacterized. The record is from RefSeq and is a predicted model, not a curated record. Lineage: Eukaryota; Fungi; Ascomycota; Sordariomycetes; Glomerellales; Glomerellaceae. The coding region runs from base 1 to 198 and encodes 65 amino acids. The transcript is spliced from 2 exons.
AUGAUCAACGUCAACGUUGCCUUGCAGAGGCGGGGCCCAGGUUAUAUGAAGGACAAUAAGAGAGCGUGCCGUGGAAUCCGGCUAUAUCGCGCUGCCAUUAUGAAUUCACGUCUGAUUGCUACUACCUGGAAGGGGAUGGGGGGAAGAGAGAGGGGGUUAGGAUAUAUCGGAUGCCGAGUAAUCGUGGGACACUAUUGA